Molecule: messenger RNA, 896 nt
Organism: Amphimedon queenslandica
Lineage: Eukaryota; Metazoa; Porifera; Demospongiae; Haplosclerida; Niphatidae
Product: peroxisomal acyl-coenzyme A oxidase 1-like
Exons: 7
Coding region: 503-850 (115 amino acids)
Biological process (GO): lipid homeostasis; fatty acid beta-oxidation using acyl-CoA oxidase
Cellular component (GO): peroxisome
Molecular function (GO): FAD binding; acyl-CoA oxidase activity; fatty acid binding
Source: RefSeq, a predicted model, not a curated record
UGUUGAAUACUGCUAUGGCUAAUUCAAACUUUUGAUGACUUGCGUUAGGACCAAUCAGGCAAAAGUGCUGAGUUUAGUAGAUAUUUCGUUUUUUUGCCACAUUUAAUUUUCACCAAGGUCAUUAUAACCAUCACUUUUAAUUACUUUUUUCAAAUAAAGGCAGGACCAGACUAGUGAAGCUGAGGUUGUUCUCGAGCUAAAAGUGGAGAGAGAAAGGAGCAGACUUAACUUGGAGGAGCUAACAAACCUAUUGGAUGGAGGAGCAGUGUUUACUAACAAAAGAAGAGAAAUGGUUUUAAAUAGUUAAAAUGGUAGUGGAGGAUCCAGUAUUUAAGAGAGACAACAAGUAUUUUCUGUCUUCUGAGGAAUCUUUUGACUCUGCAAUCAGGAAAAAUGUUCAUUACAUUGAAUUAUUAAAGUCAGGAAUGCUAAAUAAAAGUAACGGCAAAGCCUAUUUUGAAAGUGCAAUAGAUGAUGACUUCCCACAGCUGUUCAUGAGUUAAUGUUUGUACCAACAAUUGAAGGUCAAGGCAAUGAAGAACAAAAAGAGAAAUGGUUAAAAAUAUCUCGUAAUUUUGAUAUCAUUGGAUGUUAUGCUCAAACUGAACUUGGACAUGGAACCUUUAUUAGAGGUCUUGAAACUACAGCAACUUAUGACCCCUCAACUAAGGAUAUUGUUAUGAAUUCCCCAACACUAAAUUCAAUGAAAUGGUGGCCUGGAUCAGUUGGUCACACUGCCACACAUGCUAUUGUUGAUGCAAGAUUAAUAACUAAAGGAAAAGACGAAGGAAUUCAUUUAUUUAUUGUGCAAAUAGAAGCCUUGAGGACCACAAGCCAUUACCAGGAAUAAAGGUGGGUGACAUUGGACCAAAGCUUGCAUAAUUUGGUAUGGACAA